[Candida] anglica is the source of this 1055-nucleotide messenger RNA. The record is from the annotation of a GenBank genome assembly. NCBI's taxonomy places the organism in Eukaryota, Fungi, Ascomycota, Pichiomycetes, Serinales, Debaryomycetaceae.
UUCAGAGCAAAUUUAGUUAAAACAAACGGCUAAAGGAAUUUUUAUUUUUUCAGAGUGUUGACUUGUAUAUUUGAAUAAAAGUCCCUCGAUUUAUUCAAUUUAUUUCUUUUGCUAUCUGUUCUUAAGUAUAAUUAAUAAUAAUCCAAAAUGUUCAGACAAAUAGUUAGAACCAGUUUUGGAUUUAGAUCCAAGACAUUACCAUUAGUUCUGUCAAUCCUGUCAGUUAAGUCCACAAUUCCAAUUUCUCGUCGUCUUCUUUCUACAAACAAAAAGAAGGAUGAUGGACCAAAAGUUAGAUACCUUUUCUAUACUUUCUUCCUUUCAACUGCUCUCUUAGUGUUGGUCUCAUCACGAGUGGAAAAGAAGACUAAACCAGUAACAAACUUUUCUGAGAAAGAUUUUGAAGAAAGAGAAGAAAUUUCAAACUUGAAAAGAAGACACAAGAUUGUCCCUGCCAAUGAAAGAUCAAAGGUAAAGUUUUAUGUGUUACCAUAUGUUCAUGACGAUGAAACCGUCAACAAACUUGCCACUAGAGACGUUUUUGCAGGUACUGUAGUCAAGGUUUUGGACCCAGCGGAAUUGCUUGAGCAAGAACGUACUGAUGAAUCCCGUAGAUAUCUGUUCCUUUUGCAAGAUUUGGCUGCUAGUGGUAAACCAUUACCAAAGGGAUUGAUCACAGGAGUACUCAAGAAUAGAAUUGAAGAAUAUUUGAAGCAAGAACAAGAAAACCUUCAACCAACUACUUUCCUUAUCAAGAACUAUCCACAACUGACUGAUGAAGCUAUCAAGUUUGAAAAUGAUAUCAGUGAUAUCACCCGUUGUAUCAGUUAUCAUUUUGACUUUUUGAACGAAUUGCCAAAGAGAGAUGAAGAGUUUGUUAGACAGGUUAACAAUGUGAUUGGAUAUUUCGAUACUGUGGGGAAAUCAAAGGUUGUCACCACCAAGCACGAUGAAAUGGAUCAAAAACUUAUUGAAAUUGCACUUCAAGAUAUAUAGUUUGUAAAUAUGCAGUAAAAUUAAAAAAUGUACAUAUGAGAGAAUUAACAAUGUUGUAG